AUGAACUCGUUAUAUGAGUUGGAUCCCAAAUGGCAAAAGUUACUUACCUUGGAUAAUUUCCUCGGUGGAUUGACAGUGAACGAGUUUGUAGAGUCCCUAAGUAAAGACCACUCGAUUAAGGCAGUCUCUUCUUCUCUCUCUUAUGGACAGUCAGGGAGUAGAGAUGAUGGAAUGCAAUUGCAAGAUGAACAUGAUGCUGCCAAUUGGGAAAGAUUGGACCCUAAACCAUUCAUUAGAACAUUUGAAUCAACUUUAAAAGAAUUGAAAGGAUUAAACGAUGAUGCUGUGAGUAAGAAAAAUCGGUUUGAAGAUCAAGUGGCUAGACAGGAACUAGUGCAUUCUGAAAAUGUAAUUGAUUUGGCCACUGAUAUUCAAAGGAUAAAUAUUCAAUUUAGUGAAUUAGAUAACAAAUUGACAAAUGUAAAUCAAAUUGUAUCACCACUAAGUGAUAAAUUGGAAUCAACAAUACGUAAACGUAAGAACUAUGUCAAAUCGGUUGAAUUAAUAACAGAAUAUUCGAAUUUUUACACAACAGGGAGUUCAACCAAUAUUGAAAACUUAAGAACCUCUAAGAAUUGGAGAAAUAAGAUCCAAGCUGCAACAUAUAUUAAGAAUUUAUUAGAAUUAUCAAGAAAGGUUGAAACUACAGCAAUUCCAAAGACUAGUGAAGUUACAAAAUUUAUAGAAAAGUAUUCUGAAAUGAUGGAAACGACUUUAUUAGAAAAUUUUAAUUCGGCAUAUCGUGAGAAUGAUUUCAAUCAAUUAAACGAAAUUGCAUUAAUUUUGAACCAAUUCAAUGGUGGGAUCAAUGUGAUUCAAAGUUUUAUUAAUCAACAUGCAUAUUUUAUAAAUAGUGAUGAGAUAGGACUCGAUGAACAAAUGGAGAUAGAUGAUCAAUUUAAGAAAAGGCUUAUGGAUCAAAAUAUACACACUGUAGUUUAUGAACAAAAUAUAUUAAACAUGUUAAAUGAUAUUGAAUCUGUCAUUAAAAAUGAGUCUAAGAUUGUGAACGGUGUCUUUGAGGGGAGGGCUUCGUACGUCAUGCAACUGUUCGUUCAAAGAGUCUUCGUUCAACAGAUAGAGCCAAAGGUGGAGACAUUGUUAAACAAUUCUUUGUCCUUAUCUAAUUUAGCAUAUGUCAGAACUUUACAUGGGUUAUAUUCCUUGAUAGGUCAAUUCGUGAAGGAUCUAACUGAAUUCUUCCAAAUAUUGGAGAUAGAUCAAGACACAACAGAUUCCAAAUCAGUUCCAAAUGCAUUAGAUAACAAUAGCAAUAGUAGUAUUAUAACCGUCCUAGAACAAUGUAGUUCGGAUAUGUUUUCAAGAUAUCUUUAUGACAGAGCUAGGUAUUUUGACAUUGAGAAGAGAAACUUAGAGAAUAUCUUAGUCGACAAGACAUCGAUAUUUACUAAUGAACAUAGUAAAGAGAUAAAUAGUAAGAUGUUGCUAAAUAAAUUAGGUAAAAUGAUGGAAAAGGAUGAAGACGGAAAUACGCAUUAUGAAGAAUUUAUCACACAGACAGCAACAACAUCUAAGAGGAAGUUAUCACAAUUUAAUGAGUUUAUGAAAAAAAGAUUUGAUAGAUUGGAUCAUUUAUCAAAUCUAUCUUUAACAAGAUCCAACACUCUCUCCCAUGACCGCGAUGUCGGUGUUGGUAGGUCACAUUUAUCGAACUCACAAGAUACAAAUAACCGUGGCAACGACUACAACAAUGAUGCAAUGUUAGAUAAUUCAGAUCCAUCAUUUAACCUAGAUACUGUGGACUCUAUGUUAAAGUGUGUCGUAGAAUCUGUUGCUAGAGUUAUGGAAUUGGUUCCUAAUAAAGCCAGUGAGUAUAGUUUGGAACUAUUAGAUAUCAUGUUCCUUGGUACUGUAGGUAAUUAUGUGGAGAUGUCUUUGGAGGUUGCAUUUUUCAGAAUGAAACAGUUAGAUAUCUAUAAAUUAGAUGAUUUCAAUUUAUCUUUUCUAAGCUACGUUACUAAAAGUACUGAUAUCUUAAAUCUUGUUUCUACUUCCAUUAAAGCAAUAUUUUUACCCCUUUUGAGUGAUGCUCCGGAUGCUAAAAAGCAGGUUAUUGAGUUGACAAAUAAUAAUAUACGAAAAUGUGAGAUCUCCAUAAAUAUCAUUAUUGAUGAAAUUGCGAGUGUCUAUUCUGCUAAAUUUUCGGACAUAUUGGCAAAACAAAACAAAAAGGAUUUCAUACCGAAAUCCCAGGACUUAUUAGAUCAAGAUACACUACCAGCAGUGGAAAUUAGCAAUUUAUUGACAUCCUUGUAUUCCCAAACAUCAGUAUACCUAGAGGAGAAGAAUUUAAAGGCAUUCCUAGACAAUAUAGGGGAAGAAUUAUAUGGAUUGUUACUAGCUCAUUAUUCCAAGUUUCAAGUCAGUUCUAUAGGUGGAAUUAUCGUAACAAAGGAUAUUAUUGGUUUCCAAACUGUCAUUGAAGAUUGGCGUAUACCGAACUUGCUAGAAAAAUUUGCAACUCUCAGAGAACUUGCUAAUAUAUUUACUGUACAGCCAGAUCUCUUAGACUCGCUUACGAAAGAAGGUCACUUGGCUACUUUGAAAAGAGAUAUAAUCCAAUCAUACAUCGCCAAGCGUGAGGACUUCAAUCACGACAACUUCAUGACCAAUAUGAAAAUGAAUUUGAAACAAUACACAUAA
Maudiozyma barnettii is the source of this 2664-nucleotide messenger RNA. It is a transcript of the gene SEC10, whose product is annotated as exocyst subunit SEC10. Lineage: Eukaryota; Fungi; Ascomycota; Saccharomycetes; Saccharomycetales; Saccharomycetaceae. Gene Ontology annotation, cellular component: exocyst; cytoplasm. The transcript has a single exon. The record is from RefSeq and is a predicted model, not a curated record. Gene Ontology annotation, biological process: Golgi to plasma membrane transport; exocytosis. Bases 1 to 2664 code for a protein of 887 amino acids.